AUGAGAAGUGGUUCGUCAUUUUUUGCUUGUGCCUUUCAUAUGACUAAAACCCAAUCCCGAAGCUUGGGUGAAAACUUCUAUCGUAGGUCCUUUGCGGGCAACGUGUCUGUCUUCGUCAUGAGUGUGAAGGCCGCGAAUGCAGUUCACGCGCACGCAGUCACUCGGGAUUAUAUAUCACAGCCUCGCAUUACCUAUAGGACUGUUUCCGGUGUCAAUGGUCCCUUGGUCAUUUUGGGCGAUGUAAAGUUUCCAAAAUAUGCUGAAAUCGUUCGACUUACGCUUGCCGACGGUACGCAGCGUACAGGUCAAGUCUUGGAAGUCAGUGGGAAAAAGGCUGUUGUUCAGGUUUUCGAAGGUACCAGUGGUAUUGAUGCGAAGAACACGACGUGUGAAUUCACUGGAGAUAUUUUGCGAACACCAGUCUCCGAGGACAUGCUGGGUCGUGUUUUUAACGGUUCCGGAAAGCCCAAAGAUAAGGGACCUUCUAUUCUGGCCGAAGACUACCUAGAUAUCCAAGGCCAGCCCAUCAAUCCCUCGUCAAGAAUCUACCCAGAAGAAAUGAUCCAGACAGGCAUUUCGAGUAUCGACGUGAUGAAUUCUAUUGCCCGCGGUCAAAAGAUUCCCAUCUUUUCCGCCUCUGGGUUGCCACAUGAUGAAAUAGCUGCACAGAUUUGUCGUCAAGCAGGUCUUGUGAAAGUCUCGAACAAGAGUGUGAUGGACUCAGAUGUAGAAAAUUUCGCCAUCGUGUUCGCUGCUAUGGGCGUAAAUAUGGAGACAGCCAGGUUUUUCAUGCAAGAUUUCAAAGAAAACGGUUCAAUGGAGAAUGUUUGUUUAUUUCUUAACUUGGCCAACGAUCCUACAAUCGAACGUAUCAUUACCCCACGGAUCGCUCUAACUACUGCCGAGUAUUUAGCCUAUCAAUGUGAAAAACACGUAUUGGUUAUCCUAACUGACAUGAGUUCGUAUGCAGAGGCGUUACGCGAGGUUUCAGCAGCGCGUGAGGAGGUUCCUGGUCGACGAGGUUUUCCGGGUUACAUGUACACCGAUUUAGCUACCAUCUACGAGCGAGCCGGUCGCGUGGAGGGUCGAAGUGGAUCGAUAACGCAAAUUCCCAUCCUAACUAUGCCAAACGAUGAUAUUACUCACCCGAUUCCGGACUUGACUGGUUACAUCACUGAGGGACAAAUCUAUGUUGAUAGACAACUGCAUAACCGUCAGAUCUAUCCUCCGAUCAACGUUCUGCCUUCCUUGUCUCGGUUGAUGAAGUCAGCCAUUGGCGAAAACAUGACUCGUGAGGAUCAUUCGGAUGUGUCUAACCAACUGUACGCUUGCUAUGCCAUUGGUAAAGAUGUCCAGUCUAUGAAAGCUGUCGUUGGUGAAGAGGCUCUGAGUCCUGAGGAUUUAUUGUACCUGGAAUUCCUAACAAAGUUUGAGAAAAACUUUAUUACUCAAGGUGCAUAUGAGAACCGCAGUGUUUUCGAUUCUCUCGACAUCGGCUGGGAACUUUUGCGUAUUUUCCCUAAAGAGUUGCUCAAGCGCAUACCAGAAAAGAUCCUUGACAAAUACUACCCACGCUAA
This is a messenger RNA of Opisthorchis viverrini, 1578 nucleotides long. RefSeq lists its product as hypothetical. The transcript has 8 exons. Lineage: Eukaryota; Metazoa; Platyhelminthes; Trematoda; Opisthorchiida; Opisthorchiidae. Gene Ontology annotation, biological process: proton transmembrane transport; ATP metabolic process. The coding region runs from base 1 to 1578 and encodes 525 amino acids. Gene Ontology annotation, molecular function: proton-transporting ATPase activity, rotational mechanism; ATP binding. The record is from RefSeq and is a predicted model, not a curated record. Gene Ontology annotation, cellular component: proton-transporting V-type ATPase, V1 domain.